AUGGUCAUUUUCAGAAGGAAACAGUCAGUAGGAGCAUUGGAUACAAUUGAGGAUUCUCUCGUGCUGUUCAAGUAUAGAGAUUUUAAAAAAGCAACAAAGAAUUUCUCUGAAAAACUUGGAGAAGGAGGUUUUGGUUCCGUUUUCAAGGGUAUAUUGGCUGAUUCAACUGCCAUUGCAGUGAAAGAACUUAAAUGUCUGCAGCAGGUAGAGAAACAGUUUCACGCUGAAGUGAGAACUAUUGGUGCAAUCCAACACAUCAAUCUUGUUCGCCUCUGGGGAUUUUGUGCAGAAGCUUCAAAAAGACUUUUAGUUUAUGAGUACAUGCCAAAUGGUUCUUUACACUCCCUCUUGCUUCCGAAGAACCCACUAAUCUUAGAUUGGAAAGCUAGAUAUCAUAUUGCAAUAGGGACUGCGAAAGGAUUGGCUUACCUCCAUGAGGAGUGCAGAGAGUGCAUCAUGCACUGUGACAUCAAGUCUGAUAACAUUUUGUUGGAUGCAGAAUACAACCCGAAACUUGGAGAUUUUGGUCUUGCAAAGCUGAGAGACGGAAACUGCAGCCGAGUUUUGACAACCAUGUGA
Messenger RNA from Prunus armeniaca (apricot), 579 nucleotides. The record is from the annotation of a GenBank genome assembly. NCBI's taxonomy places the organism in Eukaryota, Viridiplantae, Streptophyta, Magnoliopsida, Rosales, Rosaceae.